This is a messenger RNA of Tetrahymena thermophila SB210, 603 nucleotides long. Its product is annotated as DOMON domain protein. The transcript has a single exon. The record is from RefSeq and is a predicted model, not a curated record. NCBI's taxonomy places the organism in Eukaryota, Ciliophora, Oligohymenophorea, Hymenostomatida, Tetrahymenidae.
AUGAAUAAAAUUUUUAUCUUAGCUACCAUUCUUGCUGUUUGCCUCGCUGCUCCUGCUGCUCUUACAGGAAAUGUUAAUACUGUUAUGCUCAAUAGUGAUGUCACAUUUAAGUAUAGUAUUGUGAAUGAUAUGAUUAACAUUCAAGUCAUGGUUAAUAGCCCAGGUGCUAUUGGUAUUGGAUUAGGUGGAUCAGUUAUGGCUGGAAUUGAUGUUGCACAUCUUUGGUGGGAUGGUUCAAAAGUUAAUCUCGCAGAUAGAAACUAUAUUAAUUCUACUCCUGGUGUAGUUGAUCUUGAUACAGCAAGAGGUGGUACUAGUGACUUUACUGAUUAAGGUUCAACUUAUGACCAAGCUACAGGUAAUUGGGUAGCAUCAAUUAGUAGAAAAUUGACUACUGGAGAUAAGUACGACAAUGCUGUUACAGAUGGAGCACAAAUGUAAGUUGCUGUAGCUAGAUUUGGUACACAAACUUGGGGAGCUCAACACACAGCCGCUUUUUAUUCAACUGUUAAAUUGUCAUCUUCUAUGGUUAGUUCAACUUCUUCAGCUUAAUUACUUAACUUAGCUGCUAUUAUUUUCAUGACUCUCUUUUGUUUGAUUUGA